This is a messenger RNA of Tachysurus vachellii, 780 nucleotides long. RefSeq names its product smx5 (gene lsm2). The record is from RefSeq and is a predicted model, not a curated record. Gene Ontology annotation, cellular component: catalytic step 2 spliceosome; U6 snRNP; U4/U6 x U5 tri-snRNP complex. Bases 88 to 375 code for a protein of 95 amino acids. Lineage: Eukaryota; Metazoa; Chordata; Actinopteri; Siluriformes; Bagridae. Gene Ontology annotation, molecular function: RNA binding. The transcript is spliced from 5 exons. Gene Ontology annotation, biological process: mRNA splicing, via spliceosome.
CUAGUUUCUGACCAAUGGGAAGGUGGUUUGGUUGAUAUUUGUCCGUAUUUGAUGACGUAAUUUUUGUUCACAAAACAGCGCGUGAACAUGCUUUUUUACUCCUUCUUCAAGUCCUUGGUGGGUAAAGACGUGGUGGUGGAGUUAAAAAAUGACUUAAGCAUAUGCGGAACCCUACACUCAGUAGAUCAGUAUCUGAACAUCAAACUCACAGAUAUAAGUGUCACCGACCCUGAAAAGUAUCCUCACAUGUUGUCCGUGAAGAACUGCUUCAUCCGGGGGUCAGUGGUGCGGUACGUUCAGCUCCCGGCUGACGAGGUGGACACACAGCUACUACAGGAUGCAGCACGCAAAGAAGCCAUGCAACAGAAACAAUGAUUUAUCUGGUUUUGUUCUUUUUCUUUUUGGUGGACUUGUAAAAAUUGAACAGCAUUGGAUUACCUUUUUUUUUUUUUUUUUUUUUUAAAGCCCAAAUUGUGUACAAUUUUCUUGAUCUAAGGAAUGCUGUAUGUUUUUCAGUACAUGUUAACUUAAUAAGUGACAGAUACUGACAAUGAGGUUUCCAUCCUUACACUUUAGGUUUUAUUAAUGUUCUUGAAAUACACAUGGGGUUACCUGGGUUGUGACUUUUUGAUUAUUGUAGUGUUUAGCCCAUAAAUGCAGAAUGUUUUUUUUUUUUUUUAAUCAGAAAACAAGAACCCCAGAAUGAUUAUUCAUAUUCAGACACAGUAGUGUCCCACUUCUGUUUUGUUGACAUGACAAUAAACCUGAUAUAACAUUGAA